CUCGGCUACCGAAAGCUCAAAAACCAUCUCACUUUUAGAAUUCUGCCACGCCGUUCUAGUAAAGCCUGUGUCGACAGCAGUCUUCGGAAAUGUAUUGUAUGAAGUCGAACCCAAGCUGAGUGAAAUCUUUCGAAAUUUUGAUGACAACAGCUGGAAGAUGAAUUAUGAGCUUCCUCGACUUGUAGCGCCAGAUGUUUACGCUGCGAAAGAUGAGAUUCGGGCGGCAAUAUUACGUUAUAUCAAACUCCCCAGCGACACUCGACAAGAUGCCGCUUGGAUCAUUCAUGCUUUGGAGGAUGAACUCAGAAGCGCAGGCAUAAGCGAGGAAGAUAUCGCUUCUUUCUUUUUUGGGCCAUUCUGGACGUAAGUGACUUGUAGCUUAUAUAACUCACGGUAUAUACACUAAUAUCUCAAUUCAAGUAUCAAUGGAAAUGCAUAUAAACACCUAUUCUGGGUUCUAUCCUACAUUCUUUUCGGCCCCCAACUACACGCCACAAUAAAAGAAGUCUCGCCCGCAGUAGCAGCCGGCAUGGUCGGUCUCGACAGCCGUCUCGAGUCGUGUCCCCAUCUCAUAGCUCUCUACCAAGAAGUUCUCCGCGUCACAACAUCUUCAGUAACCGUCCGUGACGUCUUAUCGACACCAAAAUGGGCAAAGUAACAUUACGAAAAGGCGCCAAAGCAUUCGCACCAACGCGCCAACUACAUUUCGAUUCUCUCAUAUUCGGCGAUCAUUCUGAAGACUUCGAUGCUGGACGCUUCCUAAGAAAUAAGGAGCUUAGCAAGAGUGGCAGUUUCCGACCUUUCGGUGGAGGGAUUACGCAUUGUCCUGGUCGGUGGCUUGCUAUGAAGGAGAUUCUUGUUUGUGUUGCGUUGGUCCUUACACGUUUUGAGGUGGAUUUGGUUAGUGGUCAGGAUUUCCCAAAGAUUGAUACUAAAAUGCUUGCUUUGGGUGUUCUGCCUCCAGUGAAGGGGGAGGAUGUUCUGGUUACGCUUAGGAAGAAGUAA
Molecule: messenger RNA, 1005 nt
Organism: Hymenoscyphus albidus
Lineage: Eukaryota; Fungi; Ascomycota; Leotiomycetes; Helotiales; Helotiaceae
Source: the annotation of a GenBank genome assembly